Messenger RNA from Andrographis paniculata, 3609 nucleotides. Its product is annotated as 1-aminocyclopropane-1-carboxylate synthase-like. NCBI's taxonomy places the organism in Eukaryota, Viridiplantae, Streptophyta, Magnoliopsida, Lamiales, Acanthaceae. Gene Ontology annotation, biological process: biosynthetic process; amino acid metabolic process. The coding region runs from base 1942 to 3411 and encodes 489 amino acids. The record is from RefSeq and is a predicted model, not a curated record. Gene Ontology annotation, molecular function: pyridoxal phosphate binding; transaminase activity. The transcript has 4 exons.
AGUUUUGAUAAACCUGUGAAAUUAGCUGCCAUAAACCCCUUCCAUGAAAUAGGCAUUUAAGUUUUGAUUUUUAUUUUUGUUUCUUCUCUUCCUUAGGCCUCAAGUUAACCUAGUCAAAGAAAAUUUUGUUUUCUCUUUGUCUUUCACCACUAAAAUAGGAGGCUAGUCUUUUGUUUCAGUUGUGUUCGUCAAACAUUUGUUAGUGAGAUUUUAAUUUUUUGGAUUCGAAUAGAAAUUUCUGUUCAAACUAUAAGUCCAUACACAAAGUCGUGUUGGACUCGAAUGCGUUCUCAUUCUGAUAUACACGAUUUUAUCUAUUUGGCGUUUAAAACGUAAUCUUGCAUAUGCACCAGUGUCAUAUUGCGCUCCCAAUUUGAACGGUUGCUUACGUCAUUCAAUAAUAAUAAUAAUAAGAAAUAUUUUUGUUUAGAAGUUAUAUGUAAUGUUUAUUUGUUUAGUUAUUAUUUAUGCUAUUAUAUAUAUUUACAACAAUCCAACCACCACACCUAAAACAAACACAAUUAAGAGAUUAGAGAGAAAGAAUUAAGGUGACAAAUCAAGACUCAUCAUGUCUGCAGUUGACCGAUCUAAAAAAACAGAAAGUUAAAAUCCGAAAAUUUGACUGACAUUGUCUAAAGUUUAGUGGACUUUUCAAAGAUUUCCAUUGUCUGUUCUUUUGACUCAAGAAAAUAAUGUAUGUAUGUAUCGAUUACAUUCAAGCAUCAUUAUUUAUACUAUUUGCACCCACGUGGGCUUCUAUAUAUGUGUUAGUCUUGCCCAACUAUUUAUCAGUCAGUAAAUUACACUUUUUAUUAAUUAUUAUUGAUAGAGUGGUCGCUGCUUUCCUUGGCCUUGGCCUGUUUUUGACGAUGAACAAAAAUUACUGCUAUGGAUUCUUGUUCCUCUAUAUUCUUAUUCUAAUUUAAUCAAUUUCUUGUUGUUAUGCCAACCACUUUUUGUCCUGUUCUAAUUUAAUUAAUUAGCUCUAGUGUUCUUAAAGUUUCAAAAACAGCACAUCAGCAUCGAUCAGCGUCUGAUGAGACCAGACUGAAUUGCAUUGGACUAAUCUGAUAGAGCUGAAACUUCCAGAUGCAUGCCUGAAUUGAUUUUAUUAAUGGGCAACUUCCAAAUAUAUAAUGAAAUGAAAUGGAAGUAUAUGUAUUGUAUUGUAUUGGUGGUCAACCUGAACUGCAAAACCUAUGGAAUAAAUAAUGGAGUACUAUUAUUAAGCUUCAACAAACUGCAUGCAUGCUUGCUUGCUGCUCACUGCACCUCUUGGAUUAAAAUUACCUGACCCCAAAUAUAUUUAUUACUUUCUCUCUAUAUGUCCACAAAAAAUGUGCUUAUUUAUUUUUACUUUUGUAACUUGCAAAUAAAAUGAGCAUAGUUACGAUGGAUAGAAAGGAAAUAGAAUUUAUUUUUAUUAUUGGCAGGCAGGGUGCGUAAGGUUUAGGACUUGUCGUCAAGUAGAAAUUAUGAAUGCGUUGAAAGCCGCCUGUCAAAGAUUGAAAAAGGGAAUUAUAUAUAUAUAUAUAUAUAUGGUUAUAGUUAAAUUUGAUUUGGAUUAUACGUACGUACGUAUAAUUCUGUUUUCCAGGCCGUAGUAAAGUAACCAGUAUGGUCUUCCUCUACGUUAGUUAGUAUGCCCUUCAUUUCAUAGGAAGCUUCAUUCACGUGUAGUCCUUCCUACCUACGUAAACAUCCUAAUGCUACUGCUACACCUAUAUAUAAGCACGAACUCACACACACCCCCUUACCACAAUUCAAUUCAUUACGUAAAUAACUUCUUCAUUUAUUGCAAAUCCUCUGCUGCUUCAUUUCUUCUAUUCUUAAUUCCAUUCAUUCGUUCAUCCUUCUCGGAUCUUCUUCUCUGAAUCACUCACUCACUCACUGACUUUGGGAUAUACGUACAAACAUACGUACAUAUAGAUUAAUAAUAUAAUGGAGCAGAUGCAGUUGCUGUCUAGAAUAGCUUGUGGCGACGGACAUGGCGAGAACUCGUCUUUCUUCGAUGGGUGGAAGGCCUACGAUAGCGAUCCCUACCACCCCACCAACAAUCCUCACGGGGUUAUUCAGAUGGGCUUAGCAGAAAACCAGCUGUCGUUGGAUUUGGUCGAAAAAUGGGUUUCGGAGAAUCCCCAGGCCUCAAUUUGCAGUCCCGAGGGACUCCACCACUUCAAAGACACUGCCCUCUUCCAAGACUACCAUGGCCUACAACAAUUCACACAGGCAGUCGCCAGAUUCAUGGAGAAAGUGAGGGGAGACCGGGUUCGGUUCGACCCGACCCGCAUAGUUAUGAGUGGCGGCGCAACCGGAGCCCAAGAAACCUUAGCCUUCUGCCUCGCUGACCCCGGCGAGGCCCUUCUCGUACCCACGCCGUACUACCCAGGGAACGACCGAGACCUGACAUGGCGGACCGGGCUUAAACUCGUCCCCGUCGAGUGCCACAGCUCCGACGACUUCAAGCUCACCCGACAGGCUCUCGAAUCGGCUUUCGCCGCCGCCAAAAAGUCAGACAUUAGAGUCAAAGGUCUGCUCCUCAACAACCCCUCCAAUCCCUUGGGCACUGUCCUCGACAGGGAAACCCUAAUCGAAUCCUUAAACUUCGCUAACGACAAAAACAUCCACCUAAUCUGCGACGAGAUUUACUCCGCCACCGUCUUCAAACGCCCCGGCUUCGUCAGCAUCGCCGAAAUCGUGCAAGACGCAAUCGCCGGCGCCGGCGAUUGCCAUUACAACCUCGACCUUAUCCACAUUAUCUACAGCCUGUCGAAAGACCUCGGAUUCCCCGGAUUCCGCGUCGGAAUUAUCUACUCUUACAACGACGCCGUCGUCGCCUGUGCCCGGAAAAUGUCGAGCUUCGGUCUGGUCUCGACGCAGACGCAGCGGCUGGUGGCGGCGAUGCUGUCGGACGAGGCGUUCGUGGAGGGUUUUCUGGCGGAGAGCGCCCGGCGGCUGGGGCGGCGCCGGGCGAUGGUGGCGGAGGGGCUGGCGGCCGUCGGCGUCGGGAGUCUGCCGGGAAACGCCGGGCUGUACUGCUGGAUGGAUUUGAGGAAGCUGCUGAAGAGUGCCACGUUUGAUGCUGAGCUGGAGCUUUGGCACGUGAUCAUCCACGAGGUCAAGCUGAAUGUGUCGCCCGGCGCGUCGUUCCACUGCGCCGAGCCGGGGUGGUUCCGAGUGUGCUUUGCGAAUAUGGACGACGCGACGGCGAUGGUGGCGCUGGAGAGGAUCAACGCCUUCGUGGCGCGGCGGAGGGAGAUUGAGAUUGAUAUUGCGAGGAAGAAGCAGUGGCGGCGCGGCGGGAAGCUUGAGAUCAGCUUGUCGUUCCGGCGGCUCAAGGAUGAGAUGAUGAUGUCAUCGUUGUCGCCGCAUUCUCCGAUGUCGUCGCCGCUUGUCCGGGCCAGGAAUUAAUUUGAUUGAUUAUAUAUAUAUGUUUGUUUGUUUUUAGUUUUCAAUUUUUUUUUUUUUUUUUUUUUGGGUAUUGGAGUGAUGUUAAUUGGUUUUUUUGCUCCUUUUUUGAUUUGAUAUCAAAAUGGGAUUAAUCAGAAACGUCAUUCCAAACCAUAUAUUGUUACUAGUUUUAUUUGAUAUUUGUGGAUGUAUUGAUGA